UCUCUCGGCACUGAGACUGGCAUCAGCAUCAUCAUCAGCAUCUCUGCCCUCCCAGUCUCGCCGGUUCUCACGCUGCAGCAAAAAGUGAGUCUCUCCAGGCAGCAUCACCAGCAUCCACAACAGCAUCCUUCUCUGAGCAUCUUCUCCUGAGCAGCCUUUGCCACCUUCUGGGAAAGAGGCUGCCCAAAACAGAGAAGAAGACCCCAGGCUCGGGAUUGUACUGCCAAGAGAAUCAGCAUGUCAGACAAGAGUGAUUUAAAAGCUGAGCUUGAACGCAAAAAGCAACGUUUGGCCCAAAUAAGAGAAGAGAAGAAACGGAAGGAGGAAGAAAGGAAAAAGAAAGAGGCAGAUCUCCAGCAAAAGAAGGAGCCAACUCAAGAGGACUCUGACCUAGAUCGCAAGAGGAGGGAGACAGAAGCUUUACUGCAGAGCAUUGGUAUUUCUCCAGAACCACCUCUAGUCCCAACCCCUAUGUCUCCCUCUCCGAAAUCAGUGAGCACUCCCAGCGAAGCCGGAAGCCAAGAUUCAGGAGACAUGGGACCUGUGGGAAGGACCCUGCAAUGGGACACAGACCCUUCAGUGCUCCAGCUUCAGUCGGACUCUGAACUUGGCCGCCGUCUGCACAAGCUAGGUGUGUCAAAAGUGACCCAGGUGGAUUUUUUGCCUCGGGAAGUGGUUUCAUACUCCAAGGAGACUCAAACACCCCUGGACACUCAUCGGGCUGAAGAGGAUGAGGAAGAUGAGGAAUUGGUUGAACCAAAACCACAAAAUGAUUCUGAGAUAGAAACUCAAGAAAAGAAGCAAGAGGUGAAAGAAGCUCCUCCUAGGGAACUGACAGAAGAGGAAAAGCAGCAGAUAGUCCAUUCAGAAGAGUUCCUCAUAUUUUUUGACCGGACUAUACGUGUGAUUGAGCGAGCGCUAGCUGAAGAUUCAAACAUUUUCUUUGACUACAGUGGCCGAGAUGUAGAAGAGAAAGAUGGAGAUGUCCAGGCUGGAGCCAACCUUUCCUUUAACCGACAGUUCUAUGAUGAGCAUUGGUCAAAGCAUCGAGUUGUCACUUGUAUGGAUUGGUCCAUUCAGUACCCUGAACUGAUGGUUGCUUCAUAUAACAAUAAUGAAGAUGCCCCACAUGAACCUGAUGGGGUGGCAUUGGUUUGGAACAUGAAAUUUAAGAAAACAACACCAGAGUAUGUUUUUCACUGUCAGUCAUCUGUGAUGUCUGUCUGCUUUGCCCGCUUUCAUCCAAAUCUGGUUGUUGGAGGAACUUAUUCUGGUCAAAUUGUAUUGUGGGACAAUCGUAGUCACAGAAGGACACCAGUUCAACGUACUCCCCUUUCUGCAGCAGCACACACGCACCCUGUGUACUGUGUAAAUGUCGUUGGAACACAGAACGCUCACAACCUCAUUACCGUUUCUACAGACGGAAAGAUGUGUUCCUGGAGUUUGGAUAUGCUCUCAACUCCACAGGAAAGCAUGGAACUGGUAUACAAUAAAUCCAAGCCAGUGGCAGUUACAGGAAUGGCUUUCCCUACUGGAGAUGUCAAUAACUUUGUUGUAGGAAGUGAAGAGGGGACUGUCUAUACAGCUUGUCGCCAUGGAAGUAAAGCAGGGAUUGGUGAAGUCUUUGAAGGCCACCAGGGUCCUGUCACAGGAAUCAACUGUCACAUGGCAGUGGGUCCGAUUGAUUUCUCCCAUCUAUUUGUCACGUCAUCAUUUGACUGGACUGUCAAGUUGUGGACCACAAAGCACAACAAGCCGCUCUACUCCUUUGAAGACAAUGCCGACUAUGUCUACGAUGUCAUGUGGUCCCCAGUGCAUCCUGCCCUCUUUGCCUGCGUGGAUGGGAUGGGCCGCCUGGAUCUCUGGAACCUGAACAAUGACACCGAGGUUCCAACAGCUAGUGUGACAAUCGAAGGAGCCUCUGCUCUCAAUCGUGUUCGUUGGGCCCAAGCUGGGAAAGAAGUAGCCGUUGGGGAUUCUGAAGGAAGGAUUUGGGUCUAUGACGUCGGAGAGCUUGCCAUGCCACACAGCGAUGAGUGGACCCGAUUUGCCCGGACCUUGGUGGAAAUCCGAGCCAACAGAGCAGACAGCGAAGAAGAAGGGACCAUGGAAAUCUCUGCCUAGAAGAGAGGAAGGUGCUCACCCCUCCCCUCCAUCAGUUACACUCUUGUUCAGUGUCGAAUCAGUAUUGUUGUGGCUUUCCAUGCUGAUGUUCAUGUCAGCAUUACCCAAGAGUUCCAGCUCCUUCCUAUUAAUCACGCUGUGCUUUAAGCAGUCUGAAAAUAUCCAGAACGCUUUCAUGCUUCAUAUUUCUUUCCUUUUCUUUUUUUUUAAGAAGUUACCUAUGAGAGGACAAAUCAAACCCAAGUGGGUUCAGUUCUUGCCUUUUUAAAAAACUACUUUAGUAGCUGCAGUAACUGGCUAGAAACCUCCGGAUAAAUUUGGGCUCACAAACAUUUCAGGCACAGUCCUAUUAAAUCCAGAUGAAGUCAGAUAUGAUUGGGUACAGAUGUGGUGCGCUUUGCAACCAUGGGACUGGGCCAAAGACUUUAGAUGUGGUGUUUCACAUGGUGACUUACAUUAUGAAUGGAUGUACUAUAUGAACAUUGCUGCCCCUUAUUUAUUGCGGUGUGCUGCAUGGAACAUAUUUAUUUGAAAGCAUUAAAAUAAAUGAUCCUAAAGCAUGUGCA
Molecule: messenger RNA, 2690 nt
Organism: Sceloporus undulatus (fence lizard)
Lineage: Eukaryota; Metazoa; Chordata; Lepidosauria; Squamata; Phrynosomatidae
Gene: DYNC1I1
Product: dynein cytoplasmic 1 intermediate chain 1
Exons: 17
Coding region: 238-2124 (628 amino acids)
Biological process (GO): transport along microtubule
Cellular component (GO): cytoplasmic dynein complex
Molecular function (GO): dynein heavy chain binding; dynein light chain binding
Source: RefSeq, a predicted model, not a curated record